Cantharellus anzutake is the source of this 1371-nucleotide messenger RNA. RefSeq lists its product as uncharacterized. Gene Ontology annotation, biological process: ubiquitin-dependent protein catabolic process. The record is from RefSeq and is a predicted model, not a curated record. Gene Ontology annotation, molecular function: structural molecule activity. Lineage: Eukaryota; Fungi; Basidiomycota; Agaricomycetes; Cantharellales; Hydnaceae. The coding region runs from base 81 to 1241 and encodes 386 amino acids. Gene Ontology annotation, cellular component: cytosol; nucleus; proteasome regulatory particle, lid subcomplex. The transcript has 8 exons.
CAACAACGGAGGAUCCCGAUAGAACGCGCGUUCUCGUCCUCGACGCGUUGAAUAUUGGCUGUCGUGCAGACCAACCCAUCAUGUCAUCGAUCCAUGUCGACAAAGUAGAUUUGGCGACAUAUCUUGCCACCGUCGCCUCGACUGCCCCAACAGAUCUCCAACCUUAUUUUGAGAAAUUUCGAACCCAGCAUGAUCGAAAACUGUGGCAUCAGUUGACUUUGACUUUGGAGGAUUUCCUUAAUCAACCGGCUUCUGCACCUUACCAAAUUGACUUGUUCAAUAAUUUUGUGCGAGACUUUGAAUCGAAAUUGAACCAACUAAGGUUGGUCCAGAUAGCGGUGAAGUCGAGUAAACAGUUUGAACGACCAGAUGAUAUGCUAGAAUUUCUCACCGAUUUACUCUCCCGACUAUCGAAGACCGAUGCUUCUGAAGCAUAUGUUAUGCUCCUUUCAUCUCUCGCUCAUGCCAAAUUGCUUUUUGGUGAUGCCGAAGGAACGAGAGUGGACAUUGAAGAAUCUGGCAAAAUUCUUGACCAGUUGGAUGACGUCGAUCCUAUCGUACAUGGUGCAUACUAUAGUGUAUCUGCAGACUAUUAUAAGGCUCGAGCUGAAUAUGUUCCAUACUACAAAAACUCCCUCUUAUACCUUGCAUGUGUAAACCCUGAGGCGGAUCUCUCGGUAGAUGAACGUGUUACCCGUGCGCAUGACCUGGGAGUUAGUGCUCUGUUAGGGGAGACCAUAUAUAACUUUGGCGAGCUGCUUAUCCAUCCCAUUUUGGAUUCACUCGAUGGAUCACGGCAUGCUUGGCUGAAAGAGCUUCUCUUCGUCUUCAACGAGGGCAACAUUGGGAAGUUUGAAGCCCUUGGACCUCAACUCCCACGGGAACCUCUUUUACAAGAGAGCUAUUCGUUUCUACGGCAAAAAAUAUGUCUAAUGGCGCUGAUAGAGGCCGUUUUCAAGCGGAAUGCGCAUAAACGGACGAUGACAUUCCAGAUCAUUGCGGAGGAGACCAAAUUACCGAAGGAUGAGGUUGAACAUCUUAUCAUGAAGGCACUCAGCUUAAAAUUGAUACGAGGGGAAAUUGACCAAGUCGACGAAACAGUGAACAUUGACUGGGUCCAGCCCCGCGUUCUGUCCCGCCCACGGAUUGGGCAACUGGCCGAUAAACUUACGUUGUGGAUCGGGCGCUUGGAAAAAGUUGAUGAGUUCGUUAAAUCGAAUAGUAAGCUUUUCUCUGCAUGACACCUAUCGAGGCAGCAUUGUAUUACCUUUCCUCAGCAUUCGUAAUCAAGCAUCGAUGCAUCAAUAAUAAUAUAGCGGUUAUAUGGACUGUAGAUGCCAAUCUACUCUUCAGUGCCAGCGUGUAUCGAGG